AUGCCGGUCGCCACGGGGCUGGAGGCGGCCCGCGAGCUGGAGUGCGCGGCGCUGGGCGCGCUGCUGCGGGAGCCGCGGGAGGCCGAGCGCACGCUGCUGCUCGACUGCCGCCCCUUCCUGGCCUUCUGCCGGCGCCACGUGCGCGCCGCGCGGCCCGUGCCCUGGAACGCGCUGCUGCGGCGCCGCGCGCGCCGCCCGCCCGCCGCCCUCGCCUGCCUGCUGCCCGACCGCGCGCUGCGGGCGCGCCUCGUCCGCGGGGAGCUGGCGCGCGCCGUGGUGCUGGACGAGGGCAGCGCGUCCGUCGCCGAGCUCUCGCCCGACGGCCCCGCGCACGUGCUGCUCGCCGCGCUGCUCCACGAGACCCACGCGGGGCCCACCGCCGUGUGCUUCCUGCGAGGAGGCUUCCAUGACUUCCAGGCCCGCUUCCCUGAUCUCUGCUCCGAAGCCCCGGGCGUGGCACUGCCCCCAGCAGAGGCCGAAAACCACAGCUCCGAUCCUAGGGCACCCAUCCAUGACCAGGGUGGCCCGGUGGAGAUAUUGCCCUACCUGUUCCUGGGCAGCUGCACUCACUCUUCAGACCUUCAGGGGCUGCAGGCCUGUGGCAUCACGGCCGUCCUCAACGUGUCCGCCAGCUGCCCCAACCACUUUGAGGACCUUCUCUGCUACAAGAGCAUCCCGGUGGAAGAUAACCAUAUGGUGGAGAUCAGUGCCUGGUUUCAAGAGGCCAUCGGCUUCAUUGACUCAGUGAAGAACAGUGGAGGCCGUGUGCUGGUGCAUUGCCAAGCUGGCAUCUCACGAUCCGCCACCAUCUGCCUGGCGUACCUGAUCCAGAGCCACCGGGUGCGACUGGAUGAGGCCUUUGACUUUGUUAAGCAACGCAGGGGAGUCAUCUCCCCCAACUUCAGUUUCAUGGGUCAGCUGCUGCAAUUUGAGACCCAGGUGCUAUGCCACUGAAGAAGGACAUAGUCCUACCUGCUGGCUCUUCCUGACUCCUGGGAGAGCAACUGUGAACCGCUGGGCUCCCUCUGGCUGGGGCCUCACCUCUCAGCUCUCUGUCCCCACUUGAAGGCACUGGCAGUGCGGGAUGCUGGCCUUUCUGAUCUGGUGCUCUUCUGUUGGGGGGUUAAGGGCUUGCCUGUAAUUACUCAGGGGACCAGGGCAGAGGACAUGUCUAUUAGCCUCCCUUCUUCCUCCUCUGGAAGAAAUUAACUGGACUCUUAAAUCCAUGGACUCUAGUUCCAUCACCAAGUUGAAGCCCUCAGUAGCCCGAGGGUUUAAGGAACAAGCAAGCUGUGAUGACCAGGAGCCCUGUCUAGAGGUGUGCACCCAAGGGCCUGGAGCCUGAGCCUUGUGCUCCUUGGGGAGCCACGAUCUCAGGACGGGACUGUAUCAUAUCUUACUUCUUACUUGCAUGUGUCUCUACGUGUGUGUCUCACUGGAAAGUUUCUUGUAUUCAACUGACAUUUAACAUUCCCUCCCUUACUUCCUCCCAGCCCUGUGGAUGGAGGUUGGAAACAGCACUUUAUAUUUAUA
This is a messenger RNA of Jaculus jaculus (lesser Egyptian jerboa), 1533 nucleotides long. RefSeq names its product dual specificity phosphatase 2 (gene Dusp2). Gene Ontology annotation, cellular component: nucleus; cytoplasm. Gene Ontology annotation, molecular function: MAP kinase tyrosine/serine/threonine phosphatase activity; protein tyrosine/threonine phosphatase activity. Lineage: Eukaryota; Metazoa; Chordata; Mammalia; Rodentia; Dipodidae. The record is from RefSeq and is a predicted model, not a curated record. The coding region runs from base 1 to 954 and encodes 317 amino acids. The transcript is spliced from 4 exons. Gene Ontology annotation, biological process: protein dephosphorylation; negative regulation of MAPK cascade; endoderm formation.